AUGGCUGGCUUAAAAGAAUGCCAAUGCGAUCUUGGAUACUGGUACUAUUUCCCGCUGAAUGAUCAAGAAGAUAUCCAAGGGGCUUGGAUUCGCAAUUUUCAUGAAUACCAGGAAGAGUCCGAAUCAGAAGAAGCAGAAGAUCUAGAAGAAAUAGACGCCUUGAUUCUGCAAACGUCUUUAGGUAGAAGCGUGACCUUCGGACCGGUAUUUCCGCUUAUGUAUAUCGAAUGUGGUGUGUAUACCCCAAUGUUCAAGGCAGAAGAUGGUCCUGUUACAGGGAUAUUUCAUGAUGGGCUCGAUCCAAGGAACUCCGGGAUUCUUUUAUGUGGAGUUACCUGUGACAGCUCGCGCAGUUGCCAGACCCCAGUCUUUGUUCCACUACGUGAUACAUUGGCGUUUCCAGACAAAAAUCCUGACGACGUAUGCAGGAACCGUUUGAAGCCCUACCGUCCAUGCCUGGGCAUGUUAAUGUUCUAUGACGACGGUCAUGUCGAGUGUAGUGGACAGAUACGCUGGGAUUACGGACUGGAAGAGGAGAUAUGCGCUCCUAUCAUUGUCGUGAGAGGUGUUGCCGAUGGAAAUAACUAUAUCAAGGACAUCCAAGGUGGAAAGGGCAACGUAGAGUCUACGGGGUACCCAAGUAGCUCGCAGAUUCUGCCUGCUAAGGGAAUACUAGCAUGGUGGUUUAACGAGACGGAUGUCAGGCUUGCCAUUUACAGAGACUAG
Messenger RNA from Aspergillus neoniger CBS 115656, 726 nucleotides. RefSeq lists its product as uncharacterized. The transcript is spliced from 5 exons. NCBI's taxonomy places the organism in Eukaryota, Fungi, Ascomycota, Eurotiomycetes, Eurotiales, Aspergillaceae. The coding region runs from base 1 to 726 and encodes 241 amino acids. The record is from RefSeq and is a predicted model, not a curated record.